AUGAUUAAAUAUGUACUUCGAAUACUUGGUGAAAGUUGUUUUGGUCAAGUAUGGAAAAGUAAAGCAAUUAAUAUUAAUGAUAAAAAGGGUACAUCAAUUGUUGCUGUUAAAACGCUAAAAGAAAAUGCAACUGAACGUGAACGUAUUGAUUUAGCACAAAAAUUAAAAGUCAUGAAAACAUUAGAGCCACACCCGAAUGUUGUUAGAUUAAUUGGUUGUUGUACUGAACGUGAGCAAAUGCUUGUUAUUUUGGAGUAUCUCAGUGGUGGUAAACCACAAAAUGAAGGUGCAACAUCAUUAUGUGGUUUAAUUGCAAAAUUAACAACUGGUUGUAAUAUAAAUGGUACAAUUAUUGGCUAUAUACCACAAGGUUUAAAAAAAUUAUCAUUAACACAUUGUAGUUUAACAUCAAAGGAGGGAUUAAAAAAUUUAUUACUUUGUUUAGCAUGUAAUGAGAAUACAAAUGAACUUGAGCUUGAUAUGAGUGGUAAUAAUUUAGGUUCAAUGGGUGCACAUAUAUUAGAAUCAUGUAUACAUGGUGUACGUUCUUUAUCAUCACUUGAUAUUAGUGAGAGUAAUAUGGUUGUUGAUAUUGGAAAAGUUAUAACAGCUAUUGGUGAAAAUAAAUCAAUAAAACAUUUAUAG
Molecule: messenger RNA, 645 nt
Organism: Aphidius gifuensis
Lineage: Eukaryota; Metazoa; Arthropoda; Insecta; Hymenoptera; Braconidae
Product: F-actin-uncapping protein LRRC16A-like
Exons: 3
Coding region: 1-645 (214 amino acids)
Biological process (GO): positive regulation of kinase activity; cell surface receptor protein tyrosine kinase signaling pathway; multicellular organism development
Cellular component (GO): signaling receptor complex
Molecular function (GO): transmembrane receptor protein tyrosine kinase activity; ATP binding
Source: RefSeq, a predicted model, not a curated record